GUUUCCGCCCGGACACUUGUUCCGUGCGCACCUCCUGUACUCUUGUUUGUUACAUGUAUUGUAUUAAGUUGGCGGUGGAUUGAUAAGAGUUUCUGCACCAUCUCUCACCUGUGCUGCGGCUCCCUUACUCUCUGGGCAUGUCUCAGGACAGUCACCAUGGCAAGUGGACCGUCUCCAGCAGUGAUGAAGAUGAUGAUCUUCCUCUCUCUGGAACGACCACAUCCAAACCCCACCAGCCCGCUGUUUCUAGUCCCAGCUACCAACCGGCUGCCUCUGCCUCUCCCACUCCCACCAUCCCCAAAAUAGAAGCAGCCCCUGUGGAGGUGAAACCAGAACCAGCUAACGCCCCUGUAUCCUCACUUGUGAUUGGCUCUGAGGCGAGACAGUCAGCAGCAGCCAACCAGGUAAAUACAGUGAAGUACGAAAGUAGUCCGUCGUUAGCUGGAAAGAGGAAAAAUGAGGUGUCAGACGGCUCAGGCUGGGCUCUCUCAGAUAGUGAGGAUGAUGAUGGAGACGUGAAGGGGAAGAGUCUCGGUAACUCCCCAAAGAGGGCGCCUCCGAGCCCCAAAACAAAGAAAGUGAAGGUGGAGAACGAGCGGCCCCCGAGCCCCUACGGCCGCCUCUACUACAUCGACGAGCCAGAGGACUUCUAUGAGUCCAGUAUUCCUCCUCUGAAUGACCCCUACAGGUUCUACCUCAACAAAGUGACUGGCCUGGACAGGAAGUACAACAGUGGAGCUCUGCACAUCAGAGACAUUCUCUCUCCCCUCUUUGGGACCCUGAAAGAGUCAGCUCAGUUUAACUACUGCUUUGAUAUUGCCUGGAUGGUUGAUCAGUACCCAUCAGAGUUUAAGGAUCGUCCAGUUCUGAUUGUUCAUGGAGACAAAAGAGAGGCCAAGGCCCGGCUGCUGCAGCAGGCCAAGCCUUACCCUCAUGUUCACUUCUGCCAGGCCAAGCUGGAUAUUGCUUUUGGAACGCACCACACAAAGAUGAUGUUGCUGUGGUAUGAGGAAGGCUUCAGAGUCGUUAUAACGACCUCCAACCUCAUCAGAGCUGACUGGUACCAGAAAUCACAAGGGAUGUGGAUGAGCCCCCUGUUUCCACGGUUACCAAAGGGCAGCAGUGACGACGAAGGUGAGUCUCCGACCUUCUUUAAGAGGGACCUGUUGGAAUACCUGGCAGCGUACCGCACACCAGAACUGGAGGAGUGGAUCCAACGAAUCAGAGAGCAUGACCUGUCAGAGACCAAGGUUUAUUUGGUCGGCUCAACCCCAGGGAGAUAUGUCGGCCCUGACAUGGAGCGCUGGGGCCACCUGAGGCUGAGGAAGCUGUUGUAUGAGCACACAGAACCGAUUUCCGGGGAAGAAAGGUGGCCUGUGAUUGGCCAGUUCUCCAGCAUCGGCUCUUUGGGAGUGGAUCAGACCAAAUGGUUGACAGGGGAAUUUCAGCGCACCAUGACCACACUGGGGAAAUCCUCUAUUCGCUCAGCUCCCCCCCUGCACUUGGUGUAUCCAUCAGUUGAAGAUGUGAGGACUAGUUUAGAAGGCUAUCCAGCCGGAGGCUCUCUUCCCUACAGCAUCCAGACGGCUCAGAAACAACUCUGGCUCCACUCUUUCUUCCACCGUUGGAAGGCAGAUGCAACAGGAAGGAGUCAUGCCAUGCCACACAUCAAGACAUACAUGAGGGCUUCCCCAGACUUCACUCAGCUUGCCUGGUUCUUCGUCACAAGUGCCAACCUGUCCAAAGCAGCAUGGGGUGCGCUGGAGAAGAACAACACCCAGGUGAUGGUCCGUUCAUACGAGCUGGGAGUCCUCUACGUGCCCUCCGCCUUUAACAUGAAGACCUUCCCUGUUAGCGGAAAUCCAUUUCCUGUCUCCUCUUCCUCUGGUUUCACUGUGCCAUUUGACCUCCCCCCUACAAGCUACUCUCCUAAAGAUCAGCCUUGGAUCUGGAACAUUCCGUACAACCAGGCUCCCGACACACACGGCAACAUCUGGGUUCCCUCCUGAACACACACACACACACACACACACACACACACACACACACACACACACACACACACACACACACACAC
Messenger RNA from Trematomus bernacchii (emerald rockcod), 2077 nucleotides. It is a transcript of the gene tdp1, whose product is annotated as tyrosyl-DNA phosphodiesterase 1. The coding region runs from base 138 to 2009 and encodes 623 amino acids. Gene Ontology annotation, biological process: double-strand break repair; single strand break repair. Gene Ontology annotation, cellular component: nucleus. The transcript is spliced from 16 exons. Gene Ontology annotation, molecular function: single-stranded DNA binding; 3'-tyrosyl-DNA phosphodiesterase activity; double-stranded DNA binding. NCBI's taxonomy places the organism in Eukaryota, Metazoa, Chordata, Actinopteri, Perciformes, Nototheniidae. The record is from RefSeq and is a predicted model, not a curated record.